GCUGACCUCUCAGCAGACCUUCUCUGGCAAAGGAGGUCAGCUUAGCCACGACUGACCGAUUCCUUUGAGAGCCUGUUAAAGGAACCAGUGUCUCCAGGAUCUCUAUUCUUUUGUGGUCACGGUGCUCUUUUCAUUUUGCUUAGCCAUACCAAAGUUUCUCCUUUUUGCUAGGUUUUCUCCCUAAUUAUUUCUGGAAAUUCUCAAGGAAUGCUUCCGUAUUCCAUACAGCUGCCCUCCCAUUCUCUCACCACUUCCUGUUCCAGACGGGUCUAUCUAGAGACUUCUGCUAUUUCCGCCCUCAGUCCUGACGUUCCUAGGCUGCAGCAGCCCUAUUGGGCCAAGCACCAGCCCGGGACCAGGGCUUUCCUUUAAAGCCCCAAGAAUGGAGGAAGGCCACACAAUCACUUUGAAUGUGACUUUGCUAAAGGCCUGGGGAUAAUAGAGGGAAUGGUGCAGCAAGAAAGAGAUCUGAAACCCAGUUCCUGGAGUCUGUUCCAGUGUUCCUCGUGCCGGCGAAAUUGGGCUUCUGCUCAAGUGCACAUCCUCUGUCACAUGCACCUGGAGCCCCGGAAGUCCCAGGGCCAGGUGAUUAUGCGGCUCUUUGCUCAGAGGUGUCAGAAGUGUUCCUGGUCUCGAUUUGAGAAUCCUGAAUUCUCUCCAGAGAGUGCCAUGCGGAUUCUGAAAAAUGUGGUGCGGCGUAUUCUGGAGAAAUUCUAUGGGAAUGGCUUUAGGAAGUUUCCAGAGCUCCCCAUCAUCAAGGAGGUGCCUUUGGAUGGGUCCCAUGACACAAAAAAUUGUGAAGCAUGCACUCUGGGCUGCUGUUCGUGGAGGUCACAAAACAACAUGACAGAACCACCAAUAUCCCCAUCCUCCUAUUUGGAUGUUAUGGGUUCCUCAUGUCACAUGGGUGAUGUGGACAGCAAAAACCAGGAGUGUGGGUCUAUCCAGGUCUUUAAGGAGCCAGAGCCCAGCCAUACCACUGCAGAGACUCAAGUACCAGGGGCUGGCAUUCAGCCCGCAUGGGAGACUAGCAAACAGCCCACUCCAAUGACAGACAGGGAGGCCCCAGAGGGAAAUUCACAAUCCACACAGGAAACAGCACCGCAGACCCCCUGGAGGACAUACUCUGAGGUUUUAAGGUUGUCCCGCCAACAGUCUACGCAACAGUCACGCUCACAAGCCACAUGGACCAUGUCAACGAUGAUAGGGUCAUACACUCAGACUAGAGGAAGAACAGCCCCCUCUGCACUAGGGUCACACUUACAUCAUCUCACACCCAGGACAGCUAGAGGGUUUGUGAUUGUCAGUAGAACUCAAGCUACCUGGAGACGUUCACACAGAUACGCUGUUCCAAACACCGGUCGCAUGUACCUUCAUUCCAUGCAACGAGAUACAUUCUCUGAACUGGAUGUAUUUUUAUACCUCUGGGUCUGUAUUGUUUUGUUCUUUGUCUUUGUAGGCAAAAACUCAGAAGCUGAAGGAGGGAAAUAAGUUUGUCUUCUUUUCUUCCAUCUUAAUUCCAUAGUAAUCAGUGAACUGGUUGCUAUUUUAAUAUGAUACAGAAUAUACUUUGAGAUCUAGCAGGGUCAAGUUUGUAAGAAUAAACACUAGUUUCCUAGAUCUCCUUAGCAGAUAGUCUAAAACAUAACCUAGCAGAUAAUGGACCAAUAAAAAAUAUUUGUUGAAUCACUAAAAGCUCUUCACUCAUUCAUCCACUCAUUCAUUUCUCUCUCUGUGUCUCUAUCUUGACAUAUCUUCACAAGAACUGAGGGUCAUUAGUGUUAGCAGAGAGUUAUUGUGGUAGGCAGAAUAAUAGACCCCAAAUAUAUACAUUCCCCACUUCCCAGAACCUGUGCAUAUGUUACUUUACAAGGCAAAAAGGAUUUUGUACAUGAGAUUAAUUUAAGGGUUUUGAGAUAAGGAGCUUAUCCUACAUUAUCUGGAUGGAUGCAGUGUAAUCACAAUGGUCCUCAUCAGAGGGAAGCAAGAGUGUCAAAGUGGGAAAAAGGAAAUUUAAUGAUGACAGCAGAGCUUGGAAUGAUGGCCUCUAAGGAUGGAGGAAGUGGCCAUGAGCCAAUGAACGCAGACAGCUCACAGAAGCUCUUAAAGACAAAGAAACAGAUUUUCCUCCAGAGGCUCCAAGAGGACCCAGUUGUGCUGACACAUGACCUCAGCCCAAUGAGACUGAUUUUAGAGUUUGGAUCUCCAGAACUGUAAGAUAAUAAAUUUGUGUUGUUUUAAGGCCCUAAA
This is a messenger RNA of Mustela erminea (ermine), 2250 nucleotides long. RefSeq names its product receptor transporter protein 4 (gene RTP4). Gene Ontology annotation, molecular function: olfactory receptor binding. The record is from RefSeq and is a predicted model, not a curated record. The coding region runs from base 448 to 1491 and encodes 347 amino acids. Gene Ontology annotation, cellular component: cytoplasm. The transcript is spliced from 2 exons. Gene Ontology annotation, biological process: protein insertion into membrane; detection of chemical stimulus involved in sensory perception of bitter taste; protein targeting to membrane. Lineage: Eukaryota; Metazoa; Chordata; Mammalia; Carnivora; Mustelidae.